CCAAACAACUGUCUGCUGCACUAGCCUGUGACACAUGAUUUGGCCAGGGAAAAAGGUAACGCUAGAAACGAGAAAAAAAGUAAAAGGGAGGUUGCAAGGUAAUUAUAGGGAUGGAAAGAAAACCAGACCCCUAUGCUCUCCCCCCCCCUACGGUCACAGAUCUUUGUUUUCGCUCAAACUGAAAAGCUAUGCCUGAAUAUACAAACAAAAUAAGAGAAACCAAGAACCUAAACCAGGCCAAGCCACUCCUUUCUCUUAUUUUUCUCUGAUUCUAAUUAGUUUAUUUUUUGUCUCUCACCUUCCAUUCCAUGACCAUAGUCUAUGAAUGAUUGAGUUAACAAGACAAAGGUUUCCUCUCUGUCUAUUCCACUUCACCACCCAGCAUAUCAUACUGGUCAUAUCCUGAGCCUCCACCUAUUUUUCUGGUUCCUUUUUAUCUCCCCAUAGUCUCUCUUUGUUUGAUUAGACUCAUGUGAAUGAUGUCUAUGUAGUAACCUUUGUUUUGGUUGGUAAUGCAGUGGAAUGAGAGAUUUUAAAGUAGCCAUUUUUUACUAGGUUAAUGAGGGAAAGUGAAAAAAAAUAAGUUAAACCGAAGUCAUACCUUUUGUUUUCCCAUUCAUUUUUGUUCUUCUGUCUUAAAUACAUAUUUUUUUUUACGUUGGUCCCCUGCAUUUUGGCUAAAAAAUGAGAAAGCAUGGAUGGCAACUUCCAUAUCACCCUCUUCAGGUGGUGGCUGUUGCUGUAUUUCUGGCUUUGGGGUUUGCUUUUUAUGUGUUCUUUGCUCCUUUUGUUGGGAAGAAGUUGUUCCAACAUAUAGCGAUGGGAAUCUACACUCCUCUGAUUACUUGUGCCUUUGGCCUAUAUAUUUGGUGUGCAGCUGCUGAUCCAGCAGACCCUGGAGUUUUUAGAUCUAAAAAGUAUCUCAAGAUUCCAGACAGUGAAAAGCAUAACCCACAGAAGGACUCAAAACUUGGUGGAGGGUCAACUUCAUCGAAACAUGAUGCAAAUGCUUCUACUGUUGGAGGAAAAUCUCUGGAUAAAGAGGCGGUGGGUUCUGACGCAACUUUGAAGGAGCCAAAUACUCAAAUUGAGAAGGUGUCAUCAGGGAAUUCAUCUUGUUUUCAGUGGGUUUUCUUUCCUUGUGCUUUGAUCUGUAAUUGGUGCAGUUCGAGUGAUGAAUCUUCUGAGCUACAGAUGAGUGAAGAUGGCAUGUUCUACUGCAGUUUGUGUGAAGUUGAGGUUUUCAAGUACAGCAAGCACUGUAGAGUGUGUGACAAAUGUGUUGAUCGUUUUGAUCAUCACUGCAGGUGGCUUAACAACUGUGUAGGCAAGAAGAACUACGGACAGUUUUUCACCCUUAUGGUUUCUUCUCUCCUCCUGCUUAUUCUACAAUGGUCGACUGGAAUCCUUGUACUUAUCUGCUGUUUUCUUGAACGGAAGCGAUUCGCUGUGGACAUCUCUGCCAAGCUGGGAAGCAGUUUCUCUUUGGCCCCCUUUGUUAUCGUGGUGUCAGUGUGUACCAUUUUGGCAAUGAUUGCCACCUUACCUCUUGCCCAGCUUUUCUUCUUUCAUAUCCUCCUUGUAAAAAAGGGAAUCAGCACUUAUGAUUACAUAAUAGCUCUAAGGGAGCAGGAACAAGAGCAACAGGGCGUUGAAGGUCAGCAGAGUGUUCAAAUGUCUCCUGCCAGCUCACUCACUGGAUUAAGCAGUGCAAGCUCAUUUUCUACUUUUCACCGGGGUGCUUGGUGCACACCACCUCGUCUUUUUCUGGAAGAUCAGUUUGAUGUUGUUCCUCCAGAGACUGGAUCUGUUAGCUCAUUAGGAAAAAAGUCUAUGAGGGAAGAACCAAUCAAGAAAAAGAACCCCGCUACAGUAAAGAUCAGUCCUUGGACAUUGGCCAGAUUAAACGCCGAAGAAGUUUCGAGAGCUGCAGCAGAGGCGAGGAAAAAAUCCAAAAUCCUGCAGCCUGUGACAAGACGGGAACCCCCUUUUGGGCUAGACACAGAUAGCAGCUUUGGCAGCAGUGGCCAUCGGAUGGUCCCAAGGAUUGACAAUAAUAGAAGGAGAGCUAGUAAGCGAAUACGCUUUCCAGCUGACCUACCCAUGGAGUCUGUAACUAGGACUUCAGGUAUCACUCCUGAGAAAGGUUUCACUGAGACAUCUACAAGCUUGGCUCCUCUUCAGCGUGAGGCCCGUAGUGCUUUCCAGACCAGCCGAGCAAUGUCAAGCUCAGCUGGGGUUGCUGCUUCUUCUCCUGAAAGCAGUUUAGACUCCCCAGAUAUCCAUCCUUUCCGGGUUUCCUCAUCCGGAGCUGAAGAGUCCAGACGUCUCACAGGUCUAUCUGUAGCUGGUGCUGUUUCUCACAAUGCAUUCCCACUUUCAAGGUCUACUAGUGAUGGGUAUGAAGCUUCUGGUGGAGAAGAUAGUGACAGGGUUCCUUCCAGGAUUGCUCAAAGGUCAGAUAACUGGAGUAACCUUCUCUUCCAUGCUGAUCGGGACGAGACUGUAUUUAGAAUGAAAGCAUCAUCUUCAUCCAGCCAGGCUAACAAUAGAGAACUUUGACGAUGGCUCUUCUAUGAAGUUCGGUUCCUUUUGAUUUCUGUGGGGAGAAGUUCAACAUUCUUUCAUUUAUGGGCUAAGUACUUCAAGAACUGGCCGCUUCGCCUAUUUAUAUUGUAUUUGGCUUUGGAUUCUGGAAUCAAGGGCCUCGCUAGAAGACGACACUGCUGUAAAAAGGUUGCUGAACUUGCGUUCCUCUGAGCCGCAAGGAAGCUUUUUGCAUGCACUCUCAUUGCAACCGUGGAUCUCUGGCUGUUGCAUUUGGUACAAAAAAUUUGAUCAUGUGUUGUUUAUAAUGCUUGGAUUGUAUUCCCUUUGAAGGGUUUGUUGGACUCUCAAGAUGGUUUCUUUUGUAGAUUUAACUUAACAUCCACAAAGAGUACCUCUGUAUUGUUUCUCCGGGUUCUGUCAGUGGAACCAACAGGAGGAAAGCUCGGGGAUGCUACAAAGAAAUUUUUUUAAAAAAAAAUGCAAAAGCAGCCCGAAGUCAAUAUGCUCCAA
This is a messenger RNA of Populus trichocarpa (black cottonwood), 3060 nucleotides long. Its product is annotated as probable protein S-acyltransferase 22. Gene Ontology annotation, cellular component: endoplasmic reticulum; Golgi apparatus. The record is from RefSeq and is a predicted model, not a curated record. NCBI's taxonomy places the organism in Eukaryota, Viridiplantae, Streptophyta, Magnoliopsida, Malpighiales, Salicaceae. Gene Ontology annotation, biological process: peptidyl-L-cysteine S-palmitoylation; protein targeting to membrane. The transcript is spliced from 9 exons. Bases 685 to 2562 code for a protein of 625 amino acids. Gene Ontology annotation, molecular function: protein-cysteine S-palmitoyltransferase activity.